AUGACAAACUCAGCAUUUUACCAGCAAGCUCGUAUUAACGGAAAUUCAGAUGGAAUGUAUCACAUGAAAAUUUUAAUUCCUUGUAUAACUGCUGGUGCCAUCAUUGGUAAAGGCGGGGAGACAAUUGCACAGCUACAAACAGAGACCAAUACAAAGAUAAAAAUGUCAAAAACAAAUGAUUUCUAUCCUGGCACGACCGAAAGAGUUUGCAUAAUAUCUGGAUCGAGUUCCGAACACAUAAUGGCUGCACUUACAUUUAUUAUGGAACGAAUCCGGGAAAAACCAGAUGCGUCAAAUAGGGUCCAAAAUUCUGGUGAUGCGAUUGCAGACCGUGAAAAACAGGUGAAAAUCCUGAUACCCAACUCGACAGCUGGUAUGAUUAUCGGCAAAGCCGGAGCUUACAUCAAACAGUUGAAGGAAGACAGCGGUUGUUUUGUGCAGAUAUCGCAAAAAGCGAAAGACACUACACUCCAAGAACGGUGUAUAACCGUUUCAGGUAACACCGAAGGAAACAAAAAAGUGUGCUCGUGCAUAUUAAACAAAAUAAUCGAAGACCCGUUGAGCGCGUCCUGUCCGAAUUUAAGUUACGCCGACGUCAAUGGCCCCGUGGCGAAUUUCAAUCCGACGGGAUCGCCGUACGCCCUGGCCCCCACCAAUUGCUCCAACAACCAGACCAGCUACAACUUAAAUGCCACGUCGUUAUCCACCCAGGAUGUCAGCAAUGGUAUAUUCACCAACAAAUUCUUAGACAACGUAAAGCCGUUACUGAGGUCCAGUGGAUAUCCAGAAUCCGCAGUCAACGAAAUAGCCGUCGCCUUUUUGACGUUAGCCAAGCACAACGUACUUAGCCCGAACAGCAUAAUCGGCCUGAUCAACCAGACCAGCAUCCUGCAGCCGGCCCCGUCGGUAGCGCACCACAACGGCACAGGGCUUCUGAGCACCGUGACCAACGACCUGUUCGAUCUGGGCCUGGCCGGCGGCGCCAUAUCCAUCAACGCGAUCCUGUCGCAGAACGCGGCCAGCCCGACGCUGUCCAACGCCAACUCUUACGGGCUGGGCGUGGCGGCGGCAGCGGCGGCCGCAGCCGCAGCCGCGUCGACGCCCAAGGCGAUGGGGCCGACGACGAACGCGGCGGCGGCGGCUGCUGCGGGCCGCCGCGGCCGCCCUGUACGAGAUGACCGCCGACGACCAGCAAUCCGUCAAGCGGGAGAUGGACGUGCCCGAGUCGAUCGUGGGCGCCAUCAUCGGCCCCGGCGGCCGGUCGCUGGUCGAGAUCCAGCAGAUGAGCGGCGUCACCAUCCACAUAUCCAAGAAGGGCGUGUACGCGCCGGGCACCACCAACCGGAAGGUGACGAUAUGCGGGUCGGCCAGCGGCAUAGCGAUGGCCAAUUACCUCAUGCAGCAGAGGAUCGUCGACGAGGAGACCAAGCGGGCCCGCGCGUUCUGAGUCCGUCUUGUUCUAUAACAUAUUAUAUUAUAGUCUAA
Macrosiphum euphorbiae (potato aphid) is the source of this 1485-nucleotide messenger RNA. The record is from the annotation of a GenBank genome assembly. Lineage: Eukaryota; Metazoa; Arthropoda; Insecta; Hemiptera; Aphididae.